AUGCAUUCCCUCCUCGUCCUCUUCGUCUCCCUCCUCGCCCUCGGAGCCCUCAAGAAAUACGUGGACUUCCGCGCAGCCGUCGACAAGAUACACAACUACCCCGGGCUCCGCUUCAUCUUCGGUGUGCAGUCCUUCAUCUUCGGGAAGCGCAUCCCUUACUUCGCCGCGGGUGGCUUAAGCUUGUGGAACACAAAGCACCAGGACUUUGUCGACCAUGACGCAGACAUCAUCUCUUCGGUCAAUAUAUUUCCCACAUGCGCUACGUACAUGAUUGCGGAUGCACAGGCAAUCAAGGAAAUCACAACCAACAGGGCUCGUUUCCCGAAGCCGCUGCAGCAGUACAAGAUCCUCACGUUCUUUGGGAGCAACAUCGUCGUCACAGAGGCGGACGAGUGGAAGCGCCAUCGGAAGAUCUCCGCCCCGUCCUUCUCGGAGAGGAACAACAGACUUGUGUGGGACGAGACUAUCAACAUCGUCAAGGAGCUCAGCGACGAUGUCUGGCGCGGAAAGAACGAAGUCACCAUGGACAACAUCGUCGACCUAACAGUGCCGAUCGCGCUCUUCGUUAUCGGCGUAGCAGGCUUCGGCCGCCGCAUGUCGUGGGUCGAGGACUUCACGGUACCUGUGGGCCAUUCGAUGCCGUUCAAGGAUGCACUUCACCUCGUUUCGAAUCACCUGUGGAUGAAGGUUCUGCUCCCGGCCUGGUUCCUGCGCUCCGCGCCGAUCCCCCGCGUGCGGAAGUUUCACACCGCGUACGAAGACCUCGAGAAAUACAUGAUCGAGAUGAUCCAAGCGCGCAAGACCGCGGAGAAGAAGGAGGAGCGGUAUGACCUGUUCAGUUCGUUGCUUGACGCGAACGAGGAGGAGACGGACGGAAAUACCAAGCUGAGCGAUAGCGAACUCAUGGGGAACAUCUUCAUCUAUCUCAUCGCUGGUAAAGUUACGACGGCGCAUACCUUGGCGUUCACGUUCAUUCUGUUGGCUUUGUACCAGGAUGAACAGGAGAAGCUAUACCAGCACAUCAAGAGCGUCGUCCCAGACGACAGGCUCCCCGCAUACGAGGAGAUGGGCAAGCUCACGUACUGCUACGCCAUGCUCCUGGAGACCCUCCGCAUGUUCCCUCCCGUCAACCUGAUCCCGAAGCAGGCCGCGGAGGACACGACGCUGCACACGAGCAACAUGGCGGGCGAGCCCGUCGCCGUGCCGUGCCCCGCCGGCACCGCGCUCGCGAUCCACACGCCUGGCCUACACUACAACCCGCGCUACUGGGAAGACCCGUUCGCGUUCAAGCCAGCGCGCUUCCUCGGCGACUGGCCGCGCGACGCGUUCCUGCCGUUCAGCGCGGGGCCGCGCUCGUGCCUCGGGCGGCGGUUCUCGGAGACGGAGGCCGUCGCGGUGCUGACGUACAUCGUCGCGCGGUGGCGCAUCGACGUGAAGGAGGAACCCCAGUUCGCGGGGGAGACGUUCGAGCAGCGCAAGGCGCGGCUGCUGGACUCCAAGUCUGCGAUCACGCUGUAUCCGGUCAGGGCGCCGCUGGUGUUCAAGCGACGAUAGAGCGCAGAUGAGCGUGGUGUGUUUGUGACAUUGACUAGUUUGUUUUAUGGUAGGGACUUUAUACCAGACGUGUCGGGAUUUUUGCUUACCUCUAAGUGUGAGUGGGGGCCGGAUGCUAACGUUUCAUGGU
Molecule: messenger RNA, 1684 nt
Organism: Postia placenta MAD-698-R-SB12
Lineage: Eukaryota; Fungi; Basidiomycota; Agaricomycetes; Polyporales; Adustoporiaceae
Exons: 15
Coding region: 1-1554 (517 amino acids)
Molecular function (GO): monooxygenase activity; iron ion binding; heme binding
Source: RefSeq, a predicted model, not a curated record